GCGGGCGCGCGCAGCAUGGCGGAAGCGGAAGAGAGUUCUGCGCUUCUGCUGCCGCCGAUGCCGCCCCCGCCCGGGAUGGCGGAAGUGGAGGCGCAGACGGCGGCCGAGACGGACAUGAAGCAGUAUUGCAGCGCGGGCGGCGUCGCCAUGGACGUGGAGCGGAGCCGCUUCCCCUACUGCGUGGUGUGGACGCCCCUCUCCUUCCCCAGGUGGUUCCUCCCCGUCAUCGGCCACAUGGGCAUCUGUACAUCCACGGGCGUCAUCCGGGACUUCGCUGGCCCCUACUUCGUCUCGGAGGACAACAUGGCCUUCGGAAAGCCUGCCAAGUACUGGAAGCUGGACCCUGCUCGGGUGUACACCAGUGGGCCCAACGCCUGGGACACAGCCGUGCAUGAUGCCUCCGAGGAGUACAAGCACCGCAUGCACAACCUCUGCUGUGACAACUGCCACUCCCACGUGGCGCUGGCCCUGAACCUGAUGCGGUACAACAACAGCACGCGCUGGAACAUGGUGACGCUCUGCUGCCUCUGCCUGCUCUAUGGGAAGUACGUCAGCGUCGGGGCCUUCGUGAAGACCUGGCUGCCCUUCGUCCUCUUCCUGGGCAUCAUCCUGACCAUCAGCCUGGUCUUUAACCUCCGGUGAUGGCUGCCUAAUGGCCCAAACCCACCAGGCUCCCAAGGAGGCAGUGCCCCCCUUUUCGUUCCAGAUUCUUCUCAACCUGAAGGCAGGGCUGGGUCUGCGUUUUGAACCCAGGGCUCUGGGCCAGGUGGCUGGAAGGACUGAGGUUGCGUGUGGUUGGACCUUCGUUGUCAGUCUCCCUGGCUCCUCCUGCCCAUGGGGGUCCUUCUGCCUUAGCCCAGUGCCUGGUACAGGAGGGGAGGACCCUGCACCCGCGGGCCGGGGCAGCACAGGACCAGAGCCUGUCCCUCUGCCGUAGGGUCCCACCUAGAAGCCUGUAAGCUCAACUGCCUGGGCCCUCAGCACUGGCCUCUCGCAUGGCCCGGAGGUGCUGGGCAGGCCCUCCUCAGCUGGAGGCAGCUCAUUCUCACUUCUGCUGUCUCCAGCCCCCACAGCCCCCUUCACCCUCCAGGCCCUGGAAGCAGCUGGGCCCCUGCCUUUGGGGAGGGGUGUGUGGAACUGCCUGUGCAGAGUGCCAGAGACCAGAGCCACGGGCCUCACAUGGGGUAGCAGACCAGGGCCCGCCUGAGCAGCCAGUGCCACCUGGGGCUGCAGGGAGCCACGUCCUCCACCUGUGAGCAGCCCCUCAUCUCCAGAUAGUCUGGGAGGGCCUCGUGCUGCCGGGCCUGCUGAUAGGACAGUAAAGAGCUCUAACUCCAGA
This is a messenger RNA of Tupaia belangeri chinensis (Chinese tree shrew), 1339 nucleotides long. It is a transcript of the gene TMEM222, whose product is annotated as transmembrane protein 222. Lineage: Eukaryota; Metazoa; Chordata; Mammalia; Scandentia; Tupaiidae. The record is from RefSeq and is a predicted model, not a curated record. The transcript is spliced from 6 exons. Bases 16 to 642 code for a protein of 208 amino acids.